This is a messenger RNA of Cylicostephanus goldi, 1044 nucleotides long. The record is from the annotation of a GenBank genome assembly. NCBI's taxonomy places the organism in Eukaryota, Metazoa, Nematoda, Chromadorea, Rhabditida, Strongylidae.
AUGGUAUCCAAGCUUGAUACUGUUGUAUCUUUAGGGAUAGCGCUUGCUUGCGCAGCAGCCCUCAUUGUUGGCUCUAUACAGUUUAAAAACGGUCUUACCGACGUCAACUCAAAUAUUGAAGCGCUGGAUACCCUUCCCUACAACCCAUCAUAUGUAAUCGAAGAAAACGCACAAACCCACAGCGGCAAUGAAAUUAAAACUGCUUGGAAAGAGGCAGGCGAGGAAUUCUCCAACCCAACGAUUGCACAGAUGUCUUUCCAAACUAGCAUGCAGCCUCAUGACCCUGGCAUCCUAGCAGAUCUCGUUGUCGUAGGUACUUAUAUGGGCCGCAGUAUAUAUCGCUAUAGAGGCCUUAUAAGCGAUGUAAGGAUCGACAAGAUAUUAAAACCCCUAGCCGAUACCUCAAAGUUAGCAAUCAGAGAAGGAAAAAAAGAGCCAAGUACAUAUAAGAUACCCCCUCUUAAUCUGCAGGUAGGAAACGUCAUCAAGAUCUACACCGAACUUGCUCUUCGAGCUACGCAUAGCGGCAACAAAGAAAUAGCGACAUGUCCUAUUGUUUCUUCACCAUAUACAGAAUCGAGUUAUUUUCCUCCGCUUAGACCAAAUAGACAGUAUCUAUUUUGUCUAAGCUAUGCACCAAAAUCCAACGCCACUAGCGCAGACACGGCAAGAUUCAGAAUUGUUCCAAGCCUCUACGAAAGAAUCCCCAUUUCAAACGCAAAAACUUUUGAGCCAAACAUCUUUUGUGCUAACCUUCCGACAAGAGGCACCGCAAAAAGCGGCACAGCAAAACCUUUCGGUGUUGACUCACCAGAUGUACCUAAUGAGGAGUUCAAUCGUCGCUAUCAGAAAGCAUACGAAAAGAUACCAAAAUUCACCUAUCACGAAGCAGCUAACAUUGAUUUCUUCGUUGACUCUCCCAGAACCGAACAGCCCUAUCGUGGCACAGCGACAAAAAUAUUUCAAAAGUAUUUAUGUUCUGCUCUUAUAAAACAAAACUCUUCUACAGAAAAAAUUAAAAAUUGUUCCCAAAAGGCAUCGUAG